AUGGCGAUCAUGCAAUUGGAGCAGUCAGUUCACGUCACGUCCAUGGCUAACAUGAAUGGGACACAGCUUCCUGUCAAUGCAGUGAACCAGCCUCUGACCAGCCCCAACAUCUCCAGCAGCUCUUGGAAAGAAGAGGCCAUCAAGGGAAUCCAGAUCACAGCCACUCUGCUCAUCUUUCUGGUGGGCAUCUCUCUGAAUGGGCUGGUGGUCUGGGCACUCGGCCUGCAGCGUCACAACCACUUGAAGCGCAGAGGCAGCGGCGAGCAGACGCGUGCCGCCAGCAGCUUCCGCAUCUAUGUACUGAACCUGGCCCUGGCUGACUUGGUGCUUCUCAUGCGGACCCCACUCAUGUUGGGCUACAUUGCGCACGACUACAGCUGGCCUUUUGGUCAUCUCUUCUGCCGCUUCAUCAUAUUCCUGCGGGGCCUGGGGCUGUACGCCUCCGCCUUCCUUCUCUGUGCUGUGGCGUUGGAGCGAUGCCUGUGUCUGCUGAGACCUGUGUGGGCUCGACUGCGACGGCCUUCCUGGGCUGUUCCUCUGGCCUGUGGACUCGUCUGGCUGGUAGCCACCAUCAUGUCCGCCCCCUACUUGCACAGCGCCGUCCUGUUGGAAAUUAAAGGAAAAUACCAGUGCCUAGAGAGCGGAGCCUUUAACAUGGGGCUGUUUCUCACAGAGACGAUAGUAGGUUUCAUCCUGCCCCUGCUCGUGUUCCUGGGAAGCAACAUGGCCGUCUUACUCACCAUUCAGCAGCAAGCACCUCCUCCAACACCCACCUCCUGCAGCUCUUCAACUGCACGCAGGAUGACCAGGAUGUACCACGUGCUCUUUUUCACCAUGCUCCUCUUCCUCACCUGCUGGGUGCCCUAUUUUGUUUGUCGGUUCCUGCGAGCCUUGGCCGUGGGUAACCCUGGUUGGACCAAGCUGUAUCGAGGAUCGUUAAUCGGCACAUACAUAUCACUGUACCUGGUGUACAUCAAGAGCGCUCUUAAUCCUGUGCUCUACGUGUUUGCUGCCAGAGGCUUAAGCCGGGCUGUCAAAGCUUCACUUGUCUCCACGAUUGAGCGACUUUUCAACGACGACUCCUCAGAGUCCAUACGGAGGAAGUCACUGAAGAACUCACGGAUGUAACCCGAGGGGUCAACAGUCUGAGUUUUAGCCUGUUUUGUUAGUUCAAAACAUAAAUGCUUUUCAUAUUUG
Molecule: messenger RNA, 1197 nt
Organism: Limanda limanda (common dab)
Lineage: Eukaryota; Metazoa; Chordata; Actinopteri; Pleuronectiformes; Pleuronectidae
Product: C5a anaphylatoxin chemotactic receptor 1
Exons: 3
Coding region: 1-1128 (375 amino acids)
Biological process (GO): complement receptor mediated signaling pathway; phospholipase C-activating G protein-coupled receptor signaling pathway; inflammatory response
Cellular component (GO): plasma membrane
Molecular function (GO): complement component C5a receptor activity; G protein-coupled receptor activity
Source: RefSeq, a predicted model, not a curated record